Messenger RNA from Manis pentadactyla (Chinese pangolin), 2656 nucleotides. RefSeq names its product adrenoceptor beta 3 (gene ADRB3). NCBI's taxonomy places the organism in Eukaryota, Metazoa, Chordata, Mammalia, Pholidota, Manidae. Bases 143 to 1378 code for a protein of 411 amino acids. The record is from RefSeq and is a predicted model, not a curated record. Gene Ontology annotation, molecular function: norepinephrine binding; beta3-adrenergic receptor activity; epinephrine binding. Gene Ontology annotation, biological process: norepinephrine-epinephrine-mediated vasodilation involved in regulation of systemic arterial blood pressure; adenylate cyclase-activating adrenergic receptor signaling pathway. Gene Ontology annotation, cellular component: membrane. The transcript has 3 exons.
GAGGCUGAGCGGUCUGCCUGGUCAAUGAGGGAAGAUGGCCCCAGCCCGGGGAAUCGCUCCCACGCCCCGCCGUCCCCUCCCCCGAGCCGGGUGAGCUGGGAGCCCCCUUCCUUUUCCUUGGCGCCCCACGCGCGACGCAGGAAUGGCUCCGUGGCCUCUCGGGAACAGCUCUCUGGCCUCGUGGCCAGACGCCUCCACCCUGGCGCCCGACACCGCCAACACGAGCGGGCUGCCGGGGGUACCGUGGGCGGCCGCACUGGCGGGGGCGCUGUUGGCGCUGGCGGUGCUGGCCACCGUGGGAGGCAACCUGCUGGUCAUCGUGGCCAUCGCCCGGACGCCGAGACUCCAGACCAUAACCAACGUGUUCGUGACUUCUCUGGCCACAGCUGACCUGGUGGUGGGGCUCUUGGUAGUGCCGCCGGGGGCCACCUUGGCGCUGAGUGGCCACUGGCCUCUGGGCGCCACUGGUUGCGAGCUGUGGACCUCGGUGGACGUGCUCUGCGUGACGGCCAGCAUCGAAACCCUGUGCGCCCUGGCCGUGGACCGCUACGUGGCGGUGACCACGCCGCUGCGCUAUGGCACACUGGUCACCAAGCGCCGCGCCCGGGCGGCCGUGGUCCUGGUGUGGGUCGUGUCCGCUGCGGUGUCGUUUGCGCCCAUCAUGAGCAAAUGGUGGCGCGUGGGGGCCGACGCCGAAGCGCAGCGGUGCCUCUCCAACCCGCGCUGCUGCGUCUUCGCCUCCAACCUGACCUACGCGCUGCUCUCCUCCACCAUCUCCUUCUAUCUUCCUCUUUUGGUGAUGCUCUUCGUCUACGCGCGCGUUUUCGUGGUGGCUACGCGCCAGCUGCGCCUGCUGCGCCGCGAGCUGGGCCGUUUCCCGCCCGAGGAGCCUCCGCCGGCUGCGUCCUGCCCUCGGUCCCCCGCAGGGGUCGGGCCGUGCGCUUCGCCCGCGGGGCUGCCCUGCUACGGUCGGAGGCCGGCGCGCCUUCUGCCCCACCGGGAGCACCGGGCGCUGCGCACCCUGGGACUCAUCGUGGGCACCUUCACUCUCUGCUGGCUGCCCUUCUUUGUGACCAACGUGGUGCGCGCCCUCGGGGGCCCCUCCCUGGUUCCAGGCCCGGCUUUCCUUGCCCUUAACUGGUUAGGUUAUGCCAACUCCGCCUUCAACCCGCUCAUCUACUGCCGCAGUCCUGACUUUCGCAGCGCCUUCCGCCGUCUGCUGCGUCGCGGCCGGACGGAGGAGCAUCGCGCCGCCGCCUCCCUCCCGGGCGCCUGGCAGGGCCCCCCUGCGGCCCUGACCAGCCCGGCGCAGGCCAGGCAGUGCCCGCCGCUCGAGGGGGAAGUGCUGCCCUGCCCCGAGGCCUCUGCGCAACUCUAGAUUUGGUUUUCCGGCUCAGUUCUUUGCGCCCAUACUUCUCGCCACCACCGGGCUGACUUUGACUUGUAGAGAAGACUAGAGGCUCUCCCAAGCCCUCCACCUCCCCGCUGGUCUCUUUGAAAGGUUUGAUCUUGCCUGUGAAGGUGAGCCCCCACUCAGGUACGAAGGACUCACAGAGUGAGGAGCCGGUCCACCACCUCCACCCUUCCCUCCAGAGCCCGGGUCCCCACCCUCUGCGCCUCACCCCAAGAUAUGUUUAUUUUUUAUUUUUUAUUAAAGUAUCAUUGGUAUACACUUAUUUAUGAAGGUCCCACAUGAAAAACACUGUGGUUACUAUAUUCACCCAUAUUAUCGAGUCCCCCCACACCUCAUUGCCAGUCACUGUCCAUCAGCGUAGUAAGAUGCCACAGAGUCACUACUUGUCUUCUCUGUGCUACACUGUCUUCCCUGUGACACCCCCACACCAUGUAUACCAAACUUAAUGCCCCUCAAUCCCCUUCUCCUUCCCUCCCACCCACCCUCUCCUACCCCUCCCCUUUGGUGACCACUAGUCUCUCACCCCAAGAUGUGCUAUCUCCAUUUUCCAGGGCUUCCUGGGGACUUUCUUAGGCCUUGAAGGACAAGAAACAAGAACUAUUUUGAUCCAGAACCUUUGGAAACCUCUGGUCUGUGUUUAGAACGAGCUCUGUGGAGUUUCCCAGCUGGACUCUGCCCUUCAGAACCUGAGGACUGGGCCAUGGGUUGGAGAGGGGGAAUCCUUACCAAAUGGGGUUUCACCAUCCUCUCUGUACCUUUCUGAGAGUUUUCUAGACCACUACCUCAGCAGCGGGAGUGUCUGGCUGCCUGUGCUCAGCUGCCCUUGGAGCAGCUGGGGUGGCUUUGUGGGGUCACUGAUCACCUUGUCACUUGUGUGCUGUGUGCUUAGCACAAAGAGAACCCCCACCUGGCCCAUUCCCUCUGCCACCCAGACCUGGUGAGCCAUUCAGUGUCCCCUAGGUUUGAUGACUCAGGCUGAGAGCGGAAAGCUAGGAAAGGUCAAGUUUUGGGUUCUUGACCCUUGCACCUUCCCUCGGGUUCUCUAAGCACCAGCCUCCUUCACUUUGGAGACCGGGCAGCUCUGAUCUACCUCACAGCAGUGUCACAGGGGCUUCUUCAGGGUUCUGUGGGUCUCCGGGCUCAUAGGAGGGUGAGCCGUUAGAACAGAUCUUUACUUUUCCAUCUAAAAUCAAAUUAAUAAAUAUGGCAACGAAGUUCAUCUGUUGUUCUCUUUUCUCUCCA